Messenger RNA from Laetiporus sulphureus 93-53, 746 nucleotides. RefSeq names its product ARF/SAR. The coding region runs from base 5 to 550 and encodes 181 amino acids. The transcript is spliced from 6 exons. Gene Ontology annotation, cellular component: cytoplasm; plasma membrane. Gene Ontology annotation, molecular function: GTP binding; GTPase activity. Gene Ontology annotation, biological process: vesicle-mediated transport; intracellular protein transport. The record is from RefSeq and is a predicted model, not a curated record. Lineage: Eukaryota; Fungi; Basidiomycota; Agaricomycetes; Polyporales; Laetiporaceae.
AAUCAUGGGUCUCUCGGUCUCCCGUCUGCUUUCUGGUCUCUUCGGCAAGAAAGAGAUGCGCAUAUUGAUGGUUGGGCUGGACGCAGCCGGUAAAACCACCAUUCUGUACAAGUUGAAGCUCGGCGAGAUCGUGACGACCAUCCCAACAAUCGGUUUCAACGUUGAGACCGUCGAGUACAAGAACAUCUCGUUCACAGUCUGGGAUGUCGGAGGACAGGACAAGAUCCGUCCUCUCUGGAGGCAUUAUUUCCAGAAUACUCAGGGCAUCAUCUUCGUUGUCGACUCUAACGAUCGGGAACGUAUUUCUGAGGCGCGGGAGGAAUUGCAGCGCAUGCUCAACGAGGAUGAGCUCCGUGAUGCUCUCCUCCUUGUCUUUGCGAACAAGCAAGAUCUCCCCAAUGCCAUGAGCGCUGCUGAAAUCACCGACAAGCUUGGGCUCCACGGACUCAGGCAGAGGACGUGGUUCAUUCAGGCGGCAUGUGCGACGAGUGGUGAUGGUCUAUAUGAAGGUCUCGAGUGGCUCAGCGCCAACAUAAAGCGACGGGUUUAAAGUGUGUUCUUCCUUAUCGUGUCCGGGUCCACAUCAACGCUGUCGUAAUACGCGUCAUGAUCCUUACGAUAUGAAAGAUCAUUCUAUUUGCACCUUGUCUCUGCUUAGCUCCUCAGCAGCUUAGUCUCGUUAGUUUUCCAUUUUAGUCUGUUUCCUAUCUGUUGUCUCGUACCUUCGGAACCUCGUAUCCCCCAAC